Trifolium pratense (red clover) is the source of this 3771-nucleotide messenger RNA. Its product is annotated as probable F-box protein At1g44080. Bases 2354 to 3544 code for a protein of 396 amino acids. The record is from RefSeq and is a predicted model, not a curated record. The transcript has 2 exons. Lineage: Eukaryota; Viridiplantae; Streptophyta; Magnoliopsida; Fabales; Fabaceae.
AAAAGAGUAAGACAAGUUGUUAAUUCUAAGGACGGAACACUAACAUCAUCAUUGAUCGAUCUUUGAUUGUGUUUUGCAUCCAUCACCACCAUGCCCCAAACUUCUACUGCUUCUCGAUUCAACUCCAAGAUGAGAUUUUCCUUCUCCUUAUACAAAGCUAUGCUUCAACUUUUCUACUAUUUCGUUUAUACAUCAAUGUGUUUGUAGAAAGUCCUCAAUGAAUAAAAUCUCAGUUAUUUCUAACAGUAACAACUCUUUUUCUUAUAAUAAUAACCCAUGAUUCUUUAUAUGCUUAAACAAGUUUAGGGGUUUGCUGCUAUAAGCUGCAUUUAUAGCCUUGUUAAAUUUAGUCUGUCCUUGGACCGGAUACCGAGUUUUUCUUAAAAAAAAAGAACAUUAGAUAUAUCAAGUGCGUAUUUGAGUGUCAGUUUUGCACCCUUGUUUCCAUGUCAUUUCAUAAAUCAGAAAUCUAGAGUGCUUAUGUUUUUUGGUUUCAAUUUAAGUGUAUGUUUGGUAUCACAGUGAGUAUGCUAGAAUCACGGCGAUCCACCAUGAUUAGCAGAAGCUAUUAAGUGUAACUUUUGGCAAAUCGUGGUGGGUCGCCGUGAUUCUGAUAUAUCCAACAUGAUACCAAACAUUGCUAAAUCUGUUUCUUAAUUCUCCCUCAUCGCCGUAAUUGUUUGUUUGAUGCUACUUUCAAGUGUUUUUCUACUGUCAUAAAUUAAACAAUAGAAAUGCCAAGCUAGAAACAUGCCUUGCUGGUUCAGUCAUUGUAAGCCACAACGGAGUGAAGGUAUUUGUGCCUUUGGGUUAGAUUCCAGAAAUAAUUAAGAUCAAUAUUCAUUUAUGGUAGUUGCAAAAUUUUGGUAAAUCAACUUUUACUUAGAAUAAGGUUACAUGUUGCCAAAUCAAAAGGCUUAAAUACAUUUUUGAUCCCUGUACUAUACACCUUUUCCAGUUUAGUCCAUAAUAAAAUUGUCUUGAAACAUAGAAAAUUUGAUUCUGGUCCUUUUUUGUUUGUUUUAGUUCUUGUAAUAUUUACUAUAGCGUCUAUAUAGUUCUUAUUCCAAGGACAGAAAUAGAUAUAGUUCACAUUUUACAAUGAUUAAUUCUGAUAUGGACAAUAUAGUGACUAGUUCCAAAACAUUGAGGACCAAAAACAGCUUUUCCUAUGUUUAAAGGAUUAAAACUAGUUAGAAAUUGUUUUAAGGACUUUUAAUUCAAAAGUGGUGUAUAUUGUAGGGACUAGAGAUCAUUUAAAUCGAAUUAAAAUUUUAAAUGAGUCAAAUGCCGCCUGAAUGCUUCUUGCUGACUUAAGCAAAGAUGCUUCAUGAAGGUUCACACCUCUAAGAUGUAAGUUAAUCCUUUCUGGUUUAGGUAAGGUUCUCCUUUAAUUCUAUUUGUUACUGUUUAAAAAAAACACAAAAUCAUACUUAAAAAUAAUUGCUUUACUAGGGAUACAUAAGAGGGGAAAAUAGUCCACUGGAAAGAUUGGAUAAUUACAAAAUAGUUGCUUUACUGGUGUUAGAUAUUUGCCAUGUUGGAUACUCCUUAUUCAUUAAUUGAAUCCUGCUAAUCUACAUACUACAAUCUUUCUAAAAAAUUUAACUAUCAUUCUAAUCCACACAUGUAUUUUAAUCUAUAAGCAUUAAUUUUUCAUUUUACUAUUAUGCUUAACUAUGUUGCAUCUUUUUGUUUUCAGAAUUUCCAUGUCCUCUUGAAGGUUUCGUAUUGUAUCCAGGUUUUGUGUCAUAUAUGUGCUUCUUGCAUAGUUAGCCUAUAAAAUACAAUUCUUGUCAGUGUUACGGAUUCAUUUCAGAAAGCAUCAUAAUGUAAUUUGACAUUUAAAUAUUAUAUUUUUUUGGAUAAAAUGUUAUUUGAUUUGUUAAUUUAUGUUAACAAAUAAUGCAAAAUAGUAAAAUAGAUUAUUAUUUAUUCCUUUAUGUUUAAUGGUAGUUCCUUUCUUUAUUGAUAUAUACGUUCUCUUAGCGGUAUUUCCUUGACUGUAUUCGCAAUAAUUAUUUUAAUGAGAUUUCCCUUUUUUGCGGCUUUUGCCUUUAUUCAACUUAGUUUUUUAAAAUAUUUAAAUUUAAUAUUCAGAGUUCAACACAUAGUAACAAAUGUUGAGUGAGAUUUGAUACAAGUAGGUCACUAAUUUUAUGACGGAGGGAGUGACUUCUAUGUUACAAAUUAAAUAAAUGCAUUUCUGUUUCCAAUUUUGAAAGCAUCUUUAUUUGGCGAUGACGUGACCAACGGGGGGCGAGCUUUGACGUGUUUUCCCUUCAUUUUACGAGAGUUCUUUUUAUGUACUCUGUAUAAAAGAGUUUUAAGCUCAAUAGUAUACCACACAGAGAUGCAAGUAGACAAGAUGGCCUCGACGAAAUUAGGAAUGGAGCAAGGGAACAAUGAAGAGGAUUCUAACCGAUCUAAUAGUUCCAAUGCAUUGCCUCUAUCAUCAUCGGGGAAAAAAAUGAAAGAAGACAAGGAUAUCAGUCCACUUGAUGGGGAUAUGCUUGAUAUCGUAUCUAAGAAACUGGUAAGUUUUGACGAUCUCUUCAAUUUUUCGGCGGUUUGCAAGGAGUGGAGGGCAGUGCAUAAAAUUUAUUGGAGAAAAUUCCUAGAAUCACAAUCACCGCUGAUUGUGCAAACUACUAGGAAUGCAAAAAGGUUUUACUCGUUUUAUAGUAUACCGGAAAAACGAGCUUACAGCUCUAAGUUGAGUUACUUUAGGGGUAAGUCCUAUUGUGGUUCGUCUAGUGGAUAUCUGGUCAUGGCAGGUGCCAACAAUAUACUUCAAUUAAUGAAUCCAUUUACAAGAAAACAGAAGAUAAUUGAUAUAUCAGUAGUUAGAAAGGAUUUGACAUAUUUUGCUUGUCGUGUAUUACUUGCUUUUACCAGAGACUCUGAUGAAUUUGUCCUAGUGGCUUCAUGCAAACGUUUCCUCGGUUUGUAUGUAUAUCACUCUCGGAAUUCUAGUUGGAAAACAUAUUCCAAAAGGGGACAUCCAUGGAAGGUUGUGGACUUUGUUUUGUUUAAUAAUACUAUUUAUGUUCUUACCUACAAGGCUGAAAUAGGGGUACUUAGUCUGAACUCUGAAAGUUUGAAAUUUCUAAAACUGAAGAAUACCCCCAAUGUACCUUCCUGGUCGUAUAGUUUACUUAGUUGUGAUGGGGAGCUUCUUGUGGUUGACUUUGUACCAAAUAAAGUAUUGGAUGUCUACAGGAUAGACUGGGAAACAAUGAGUUAUGUUAAGUUACAAACUUUGGGUGAGCGCGCAUUAUUUCAUUCACCUUACAAAUGCUAUGCGCUAGCAAACCCGGGUAAGUGGGGAUUUGAAAGCAACCGUGUGUAUUCCAUUGAUUGGGAUUCCAUUGAUCGGGAUUCUGCAGAAUGUGAAGUGUAUUCAGGAAGUAAUAAUGAACUGGUGGAAUGCAUUAUGCUUGCUGGUAGUAGUCGUGAAGUUCGUAGUAGAUCAACACCUUAUUGGCUGGAUUGGUGUUUUCGAAAUCAACAUGAUGAAGUUGAUUAUUCUCUGGUUGAGUAGCCUGUUAACUUGUCACCAUUAAGCUUGUUACUCUCUGUUAGUUUGGAUCGUUCCUUAUGUUCCGUUUUUCAUCUCCUUAUAUUUUAACUAUCUAGACUAGAAAACCUUGGCAUGGUUUCUAGUUUCAUUAUCUUUGCUCAGAUUAUGUGACUUUUGAUGAAUGACUUGUGAACUUGUGAUCCUGGUAAUGUUUUUGGUUGAUCUUAUAUAUUCUCUUGAUUUGUUAU